This is a messenger RNA of Diversispora eburnea, 273 nucleotides long. The record is from the annotation of a GenBank genome assembly. NCBI's taxonomy places the organism in Eukaryota, Fungi, Glomeromycota, Glomeromycetes, Diversisporales, Diversisporaceae.
AUGACAACCAAUACCAUAAUAACGACUGAGAUAACUAUUAAACAAACUACGUCAAAGAGUAGCGCAGCAAACUCAAAUGUACAGCUUGCAAAAAAUAUAACACAAGGACAAAAGAAUAUACCUAAUAAUGGUUUCAUAAUUAAACCAACACACAUACCGGUAGAUAAAGAGAUAGUAAAUCAUGGAAAUCAUAUAUCUCCAGCUAGAAUUGGAACACCAAGUGGACGUAGACCGGGUCGUCCAAGGAAAUCUGAAACUUCAAAACUCAAUUGA